Molecule: messenger RNA, 4119 nt
Organism: Castor canadensis (American beaver)
Lineage: Eukaryota; Metazoa; Chordata; Mammalia; Rodentia; Castoridae
Source: RefSeq, a predicted model, not a curated record
UUUUCAGUUUCAAAGCAGUCACCACCGACAUCAGUACCUAAAUGGAUUGAUCCCAAAUCUAUUUCUAAGACACCAAGUAGGAAUACCUUGGAUGAUACAUGAGCUGUUUUAGGACUCCAGUUGUAAAGAAUGACUUUCCACCUUCUUACCCGUCAUCAACACCUUACCACCAGCUUGCCUGUUUCCAGCAGCAGCAAGUCCCUGUUACUCCUCUUCAAAACUUACAGAUUUCAGGAUCCUCUUCAACAAAUGAAUGCAUUUCAGUUAAAGGAAGAAUUUAUUUCAUAUUAAAGUAACUAGGCAGUGGAGGGUCAAGUAAGUGAAAUCAUGGACCAGUAUAUCUACAUGGUAAUGGAAUGUGGAAAUACUGACUUGAAUAGUUGGCUUAAAAAGAAAAAAUCCAUCAAUCCAUGGGAACGCAAGAGUUACUGGAAAAAUAUGUUGGAAGCAGUACACACAAUCCAUCAACAUGGCAUUGUUCAUAGUGAUCUGAAGCCUGCUAACUUUUUAAUAGUUGAUGGAAUGCUAAAACUAAUUGAUUUUGGAAUUGCAAACCAAAUGCAGCCAGAUACGACAAGCAUUGUUAAGGACCCUCAGGUUGGCACAGUUAAUUACAUGCCACCAGAAGCAAUCAAAGAUAUGUCAUCCCGAAGAGAGAAUGGGAAAUCCAAGUCAAAGUGUUGUUUAAUAAGGGACCCUAAACAGAGGAUAUCCAUUCCUGAGCUCCUGGUACAUCCAUAUGUCCAAAUUCAAAUUCAUGCAGGUAACCAGAUAGCUAAGGGAACCACUGAUGAAAUGAAAUAUGUCCUGGGUCAACUUGUUGGUCUGAAUUCUCCUAACUCUAUUUUGAAAGCUGCUAAAGUAAUCUAUGGAUGAUUAAAAAUAACAGGAGAACGUACAGAGAUCACAUGUAAUUCUACGGCAUUUUAUGUAAAGCAGUUGCGCCACCAAGAUCUGGGAUCCUUGCUGAUAUCCAAAGCGGAGAGGACAGGGUCUCAUGUUAGCUGGGGAUGACAGGGUUCUAACGGAAGCCUGCAAGUUCACAGGUGACAGCUGUAGUUUCCUACACAUAUCCCCAAACCAACCGGUCUUACCAUACAGCGUGUCACAGAUCAUCUCCUCUCCUCUCGCAGAUGAAGAGAAACCGCUGCUCUGCACUACAAAGCCACUUAGCAGCGCCGCCCUCCCUCCCCACCCGGACACCUGUCCCCUUCACUGGGACCCCCGGAGGGAGAGGGGCUGAUAGAGCGAACUACGGCAGAGCAAUCCCGGCGGAACCUGAGAAUUUUGACACAGGGUAAGUAAGGUCUUGGCUUGACGAGGCAAGGAAGACUCAAGGGUGGUGCUUCCAGACAACAAUGGGAGCCCAAUGACAAAAGCACCGAGAUUCCUGCGCGGGCUGCAGGGCUGAGCCGCGAAACGUCUUUUCUCGCCACGCCCUCCCUAAGGCCCGCAGUGAGGGCGCUGGGGACCCAGCCGCGGGGUGGCGUGGGGGUGAAGGACCCACCACGCACUUGAUGUGGUGAGCGGCUGUUCCCGCCCCGAUGUUCAUCUCCGCCGGGAGUGGCCACCCUCCUGGCAGAAAUUGGGCCUGCUUAAACUGGAGGAGCAGGAAAGACAGCCGACUCGCGUCCGGGAAGCAGCUGCCGCGCUCCACCCAGCACCCUACCAGGGGCUACAGACGUGGGGUCAGGCUCCCGAACGCAGGAGGCGGGGAGGCGCCGACGCAAGGAACCAAUCACCACAGACGCUCCCACGUGAUUAACCUUGACCAAUAGGAGGCCGCGGCGAUAGCGGCGGAGCAACUCAAACGCGCUUACGAAGAGAGAUGGGGGUUCCGUCUUUUCUUCUCUUCCGCUCGGCUUCCUGGAGGCGAGUAUUGGCUCACGGGCGCAUCGAGGAGCGGCGGCGGCCGAAAACUAGUUGCAACUUAGAAAUGGAGGCUGAGGAGUUAAGUGGCAGAGAAUUGACAAUCGAUUCCAUAAUGAGCAAAGUGAGAGAUUUUAAAAAUGAAGAUCUUACUGAUGAGCUAAGCUUGAAUAAAGUCUCUGCUGAUACUACAGCUAACUCAGGAACUGCUAACCAAAUUAUGAUGAUGGCGAACAACCCAGAGGACUGGUUGAAUUUCUUGCUUAAGUUAGAGAAAAAUAGUGUCCCCCUGAAUGAUGCUCUUUUAAAUAAAUUAAUUGGUCGUUAUAGUCAAGCAAUCGAAACACUUCCUCCAGAUAAAUAUGGCCAAAAUGAGAGUUUUGCUCGAAUUCAAGUGAGAUUUGCUGAAUUAAAAGCUAUGCAAGAGCCCGAUGAUGCACGUGACUACUUUCAAAUGGCCAGAGCCAACUGCAAAAAGUGUGCUUUUGUGCAUAUAUCUUUUGCACAAUUUGAACUGUCUCAAGCUGUAGAAAGUGGAGCAGUACCGUUAGAAAUGCUGGAAAUUGCCAUAUGUAAUUUAAACCUACAAAAGAAGCAGCUGUUUUCAGAGGAGGAAAAGAAGGGUUUAUCAGCAUCUACAAUGUUUACUGCUCAAGACUCAUUCUCCAGUUCAGUUGGACAUUUACAAAAGUAAGGACAUGGGUUGUGAUUCCAGAGGACAGGCUACCAAAGCCAGGUUUUUGUAUGGGUAAGAAAACUCAUCAUUUAUGUAAGUAUGUCUACAUAAGAGUUUUUUUGUAAGUGUAACCAUGUUUAGCAGUAAAUGGAAAUACACAUGAAUAUUAUUCUUUGAAAAACUGGGUACUUUCUUUUUGUUUAGAGAGAACAUACCACCACAAGAUGCCGAAAUAAGUCAUCGAAAUCCCCUGAAACAAACUAACAAAACUAAACGGUCGUGCCCAUUUGGAAGAGUCCCAGUUAACCUGCUAAAUAGCCCAGAUUGUCAUGUGAAGACAGAUGGUUCUGCUGUGCCAACUUUUACAAAAAGGUAUGGUUGAGUUUUAAUUUUUAAAUUUGUGUAUAUUUAAAGAUUGAUGGCAGAAUGGUUUUAAACUCUUUUUCACUGAGUAACAGUAAUUAUGAUUAAAGUUUUUGGUAUUUUUGUUCUUUUUGUUCCAGACUGGCCUGGAACUCACUAUCUUCCUGCCUCCAAUUCCCAAAGGUUGGGAUUAUAGGUGUGCACUACCAUACCGGGCUGAAGUUACUGAGUUCCUAAAUGCUCUCAGGAACAAAAAAAUGAAUAGAGAAAGUGACUUUUCAGGUUUUUCACUCAUUAAAAAUAUUUAUUAAAAAAUUAGGAACAUGUUAGAGUGAAGCUUAAAAGGCUGUCAACAUCCUUGGAGUUAAAACUCCUGAUGUUUGGGUAUUUCUUCCUAUGGGUCACCUCUUGGAUAAGAUUCUCUUCCUAGUGCAUUUGAGAGUCUCCACAGCAGGGUGGAAGGUAAGGGGGAAGAAUAGCUAUCAGUGGGAAAAAAGGAUGAAUUCAAUCAUUUACUUUAGAGUUACGGACUUUAAGAAAUGGGAGAGGGAUUGGGGUGUACCUCUGAUAGAGUGUGUACUUAACAUGUGCAAGGUCCUGGGUUCAAUCCCCAGCACCAAAAACAGCAACAGAUGAGUUAAUUAGCUGCUGGGGAAGAUGGUGCAUGCCUCCACAACCCCAGGUAAUAGGGAGGCGGAGCCCUUUGAAUCUAGCUAGUUAGGGCCAGCCUGGGCAACAUAGCAAGACUCCAUGUCUUUAAAAAGAGAAAAAGCAAGGCUAGGUAGUGAAACAUUGUUCCUCACAUACAAUAUAUUUCCCCUCAAUUUGGGUGCUUAUUCCCUUAUAAGAAAUAAGAAUAUGCCAGGCUUGGUGUCUCAUGCCUGUAAUCCCAGUACUUGGGAGUCUGAGGUAGGAUGAUCGUGAGUUUGAGGCCAGCCUGGGCUACAUAGUGAGACCCUAUAUUAAAAAGCCAAAAAAGAAAAAAAGAAAUGGGGUAUAGUUCAGCUAAAGAAGAGAGUUUUUCUUACUUGUUCUUAUUUCUAAUUAUGCGUAUAUCAAUCAUUUCACAAAUACACCUGAGAAGCACAGCUUAUUUUUAACUUGUAUCUUCAAUAAUUAGUCCUGUUAUAUUUAAAACUUGAAUAAAUACUAAUAUUAAAGGGGCAUUUUGUUUAUGUGUAUGUGUGUGUUGGUGUAUGAGUGUGUACAAU